Molecule: messenger RNA, 3090 nt
Organism: Aaosphaeria arxii CBS 175.79
Lineage: Eukaryota; Fungi; Ascomycota; Dothideomycetes; Pleosporales
Product: pantothenate transporter
Exons: 10
Coding region: 1-3090 (1029 amino acids)
Biological process (GO): transmembrane transport
Cellular component (GO): membrane
Molecular function (GO): NADP binding; N,N-dimethylaniline monooxygenase activity; transmembrane transporter activity
Source: RefSeq, a predicted model, not a curated record
AUGUCUGCAAAAGUUUCUAAACGUGUUGCAGUUGUCGGUGCAGGCAUUAGUGGUGUAGUCACAGCUGCACACUUGAGAAAAGAAGGUCUCGAAGUUGUUGUCUUCGAGCGGUCACUUGCUGCAGGUGGGAUCUGGCUCUACGACGAGCGCAAACCUCUUGAACCAACUUACCCCGCCAUCAUUCCUUCUCAAGCACAUUAUCAUUACGAUGGUUCGAAAAGGGCAAGCGAUCAGAAUAUAGAUGCACAGACUCAGCGAUUGAUACAUGCUCCACCAGGACCUUGCUACGUUGGACUCAAGAACAAUGUUGAAACACGAUUGCUACAGACCACCCUGAAUCCUUUUCCUGUUGGGACACCUGAUUUCGUGACCCAUAAUGUGCUCUUAGAUUAUAUUCAGGACACAGCCUUAGUAUCAGGAGUGCACGAUAUCACGAAAUAUGGCACAGAGGUCCAACAUCUUCGCAAGGAAGGCGAUGAGUGGUUGCUCACGGCCACGACACUUCAAGCUAACCAUACUGGAAGCCUAACUCUGCAAACUGACAUCUACAAUUUUGAUGCUGUGGUGGUGGCUUCGGGUCAUUAUCACGCUGCCCGAGUGCCAGACAUUCCAGGACUAGCAGACUGGAAACGACAAUGGCCAGAACGAGUAGAGCAUUCGAAGAGCUUCCGGAAGCCAGAAGACUAUAAGGGAAAAAAUUUUCUCCUCAUCGGCGGAGGCGUCUCAUCAACUGACAUCGCCCGUGAAUUGGCACCUUUCGCAACAAACAUCUACCAAAGCCACCGCAACGGGGCAUUCGAUCUUCCGGCGAGCCUUCUGCCAGAAAACACCGUACGGAUCGACGAGAUUUCAUGCUUCGAGCCACUCACCAACAGUUCUACGGGUGCACCUCUGAGCGACACAGAUCCACUCCCAUUGACAAUCACCCUCAAAUCCGGGCGCAAGUUAUGCAAUAUCGACCAUGUAAUACUAUGCACAGGUUAUCAUGUGACGCUGCCGUUUCUUCCCCAUCUACACUCGGACUCCACCACGUCGGACGCAGUGGACGACACAGUGCUCGUGGCGGAUGGAACGCAGAUGCAUAACCUUCACAAAGACAUCUUCUACAUCAAGGACCCGUCUUUAUCAUUUGUGGGUGUUCCCUUUUUCACAGCUACAUUCACACUGUUUGAAUUCCAGGCCAUGGUGGUAGCGAAAGUGAUCAGUGAGCAAGCGAGACUACCAACCGAACAAGCCAUGCGAAGAGAGUAUGAUGAUAAGGUCAAGACCAAGGGAUACGGCAAGCACUUCCACAGUCUCCGAGGGAUCGAGACGGAAUACGUUGAGGAUCUCUUGGCUUGGGUGAAUGGUGAUUUAGAGAUCGCGGGAAGACAGAAAUUGAAGGGCCAUACAGAGGUCUGGAAGGUGGUGAAACAGGAGCAAAUAAAGAGAAUGGAGGCUAUGUUUGCUGCGCCGCCAGGUACAACUAGAGAACUAGGGAUACUUUCACAUAAUCUUGCACUUGCAACUCUUCUCCCACUUUCAAACAUACGAUGUUUACCAACAUUUCAUCCAUCUAUCUCCAAGUCCCGACCUAUUCCCGCCCAUCGAGCAAGACGUUCUGCCGAUCCCUCCCGGCACUGGUACUACUACCUCUGGGACACGCUCGACAAGCCCAAGGAGGAGAGAUGGUUCAUGUUUAAGCUGGAUGCUGCGUUGCUUACGUUCGCUUCACUUGGCUACUUCAUAAAAUACCUCGACCAAAUGAACAUCAACAGCGCCUUCGUCAGCGGCAUGAAAGAAGACCUCAACCUCUACGGCAACGAGCUCAACUACAUGCAAACCUGCUGGACCGUCGGCUACGUCCUCGGCGAGAUCCCCUCCAACAUCAUCCUCACCCGCGUGCGGCCCUCCAUUUGGAUCCCCUCCAUGGAAGUCCUCUGGUCCGUCCUCACCUUCGCGCUCUCCCGCGCCGACUCCGCGACCAAGAUCUACAUCCUGAGGUUCUUCAUCGGGCUCGCGGAGAGCACGUUUUACCCCGGCAUGCAGUAUAUUAUUGGGAGUUGGUAUAGGAAGGAGGAGCUGGCGAAGAGGAGUUGCAUUUUCCAUACGAGCGCAUCGAUUGCGACCAUGUUUAGUGGGUAUUUGAUGGCCGGGGUGUAUGGGCUGGAUGGGAGGCAUGGGUUUAGGGGGUGGCAGUGGUUGUUCUUGAUCGAUGGGGUCAUAUCGCUCCCAAUCGCACUGAUGGGCUUCUUCUUCAUCCCAGACGUCCCCGAGAUCUCCAAGCCCUUCUACCUCACCCCAUCCGAAGUCCAGUUCGCCGUGAAGCGCAUGGAGCUCGAGGGCCGGCAGAAGCGCAAACCGUACACGAAGGCGAAAAUCCGCCGCAUCUUCACCAGCUGGCACAUCUACGCACUCACCCUCCUCUACAUCUUCUUCAACAACGGGACCGCGGGCGCGGCCCCCAUCUUCGCGCAGUACCUCAAGGCGAGCAAGCACCCAAAGUACACGGUCAAACAGAUCAACACGUAUCCGACCGCGACGAACGGGAUGACGGUCGCGGCGACGUUGGUGUUUGCGUGGACGAGCGACGGCUUGUUCAGGGGCGCCAGGUGGCCGCCGAUUGUGUUCGCGGGCCUCGUCAACAUCGUGUGUUUUGUGUCGCUCGCGGUUUGGACUAUCCCCGAGGGGUGGAGGUGGUUUUGCUAUAUUAUAUCUGGGAUGAGUGGUGGGUUGUCCGGGUUGUGCAUGGCAUGGGCACACGAGAUUUGCACCCGUGAUAAUGAGGAGCGCGCGAUUGUCAUUGGGUCUAUGAACGAGAUGGCUUAUGUCCUGCAAGCCUGGCUUCCAUUGAUCGUGUGGCAGCAGGUUGAAGCUCCGCAGUAUAGGAAAGGUUUCAUAACGAUUACUUUCCUCAGCGCGGCACUCAUAGUGACGGCGUUUACGAUUCGCACUCUACAUACUAGAGAAUUGGGUAAAAGGGCAGGGGGUGCUGUGGAAUCAGGGAUUACUAGAGAGGACAGUGCUGGUAGCGAGCGAGAAAGCUCGGUCGAGGAGGUGGUUGUCAGCAAAGACGACGAUAUCUCUAGAGCGAAGAGAGUUGAUAGUUGA